Messenger RNA from Gastrolobium bilobum, 714 nucleotides. RefSeq lists its product as uncharacterized. Lineage: Eukaryota; Viridiplantae; Streptophyta; Magnoliopsida; Fabales; Fabaceae. The coding region runs from base 1 to 714 and encodes 237 amino acids. The transcript is spliced from 2 exons. The record is from RefSeq and is a predicted model, not a curated record.
AUGCCUUCUUAUGUCAAGUUCCUAAAGAAGAUUUUAUCAAAGAAGCAUAAGCUCACAAAGGAUGAACCCAUUGUUUUAACUGAGGAGUGUAGUGAAAUCAUACAGAGGAAACUGUCUCCAAAAUUAAAAGAUCCUGGAAGCUUUAGUAUUCCUUGUAAAAUUGGCACAUUAAUAGUUGAUAAAGUCUCAUGUGAUCUCGGUGCCAGCAAUAAUGUAUUGCCACUAUUCAUGAUGACGGAGCUAGGAAUCUUGGAAGUGAAGCCAACUAGGACAAUAUUGCAAAUGGCUGACCGCUUCACAAAGCAAGCUUAUGGAAUUAUAGAGGAUAUACUAGUCAAGGUAGAUAAGUUAAUCAUUCAUGUUGACUUUAUUAUCCUUGAUACAGAGGAAGAUGUUAUUCUUUCUAUGAUCUUUGGAAGACCCUUUUUAGCAACUUCAGGAGCAUUGAUUGAUGUACCUAAGGCUCAACCGAAAGAUAAAAUCUACUAUACUGAUGAAAAGAAAGAUGAGGAAGAGCACAAGGAGAAGUCUCCUCAACCAUAUGAAGAAUGCAAGCCAAAGGUUAAGAUGGAAAGUCCAAGAGCAAGGGAAAACACAGAAAAGCUAAGUUUAGAGUUCUUAAGGAAACUUAAUCUCAUCAAUAUGCAGAGGAGUAUUUGGAAGGGCACUAUACUUGAUCGAGGGGACAUGGUCAUCACUGAGCUCAGAUUUUAA